Colletotrichum higginsianum IMI 349063 is the source of this 2346-nucleotide messenger RNA. RefSeq lists its product as uncharacterized. The record is from RefSeq and is a predicted model, not a curated record. The transcript is spliced from 3 exons. Lineage: Eukaryota; Fungi; Ascomycota; Sordariomycetes; Glomerellales; Glomerellaceae. The coding region runs from base 1 to 2346 and encodes 781 amino acids.
AUGGCUCCCAACGGCAACCCCAAGGCGAGGAACGGUGUUGGUGCCGUCCAUGGAAAGCCCAACACCCCUCGGCGCGUCGUCCCUGCCAUCCCGCUCCCCUUGGAUCGUCGCGUCAAGGCCAAUGCCGCCGCAAAGCAGGCAGCCGCUGCCGCCGCAAAGCAGGCAGCCGCUGCCGCCGCUGCCUCUUUUUCUCGACCCGCCUUGACUAACGGCUCCUCCCUCAGAAUCCAGAACGACGCCGACUCUUUGCCUCCCACCCCCAAGACCGCCGAGCCCAAGAUUGCUUUCCGAGAAGACGAGAAACCCGAAGCCGACGACAACGCUCCCGCUGUUUUCGGACCUGAUUCGGAAGGAGGUGAUGAUAUGAAGGAGCGCGAGGACUCCCAGGAGUCUUCUGCCGCCAUCCCUACUCCUUCCACGACCGAAGCGUCUGAAUCGACCGACAAGCCCGCCGAACGCGACGUUCCCACGUCUGCUGAGCAUACUCUUCGAGCUUUCCGACCCCCUCCCGUCAUUCCUCCGAACCGAUACAACAUGCCUCCCGCUGGCCACAACGGUGCUCGCCCUUCUGCUGUCGUUAUCAACGGCACGUCCCACCGAGGCCCUCGCUCAGUUCACAACGGCCCCCCGCACAUGCAUGGCCCGCGCCAGAGCAACGGCAGUCUCCAGUUUGGCGGUUUUGCAUCCAACUCGUCUUCCCCGGCCCCUCCCCACUCGGGAGGCUUUAUGCCUCCUCCGGGCGUGCCUCACCCUGACGGACGUUCGUUCCCUGGCGCCGCCAAUGGCUAUCACCAUCAGAUGCCCUACGGUACCGAGUUUGUGCCUGGUACUGCCGUGGACGGAUUCGGUCGACCGCUCCCAGGCUACACGGGCAUGGAGCAAUACCCUCCUCCCAUGACCGGUUAUGGCCCUUCGACCCCCCACAGCUUCCAGGGAUCGCACUCUUCAGUCCACGCCGACGACCCCGGCGCGUACAACCACUACCCUGCGCCCGGUAUCCUCAACGGCACCGCACUUGUCGAUGACGCUCGCCCUCACCCGCCUCCGGCCGGAGCCUUCGGUGGUCCGCCUCAGCGGAUGAUGCCUGGCCCAAUUCCGCCACCGCACAUGAUGCACCCUGGACCCGAGCACCAGGGCUUGGAUGAUAUGGCCGCAUACCUGCGAUCGCAGUUUAGAGACACUGCCUUUGCCGACUGCACCCUCGAACUGCGCUACCUCGACGACCGCGCCCCUCCUGUGCGACUCCCCGGACAUCGUCUUGUUCUCGCCAGAAGCCAGGCAGUCCGGAACGUUCUAGAGUCUGACGGUUUCGAGUCGAGUCCGCCCGGCGCCAACCGCACCAUCUUGUUGCAGUCAGAUGACAGAUAUCUACGCUCUGAUGCCUUUUGGAUGGCAGUCCAGCACCUGUACGCCUUCCCGCUGCUCGACUUGCCCGAGCCAACUGCCAACGGCUCCUUUACUUUGGCUGGCAGUGCCGACGACCGCUUCGACUUCGCUCUUGGAUAUGCCGCGGCUGGACACCUCCUUGGAUGGCAGCCCAUUGUCAUUCGGGGCUUGGAGAUUGCCUCACAUUCCCUCAGCUGGUCGACAAUCGAGCGAGCUCUCGAAUUUGUCCUCGGUGAUGUGCCCGGUCGGGCUUCGGCUGACAGACACACGCAGUUCGCUUACGGCGAGCCUGUUCAGAUCUUGAUGAACGGCGUCAUCUCUUUCCUUAUUAACAACUUCCCGCCCGAUUUCACGCUGGACACAUCUGUCGCCGAUCCGGAGCAAUUUGCUCGGAUUCCGUACGUGCCCGCGUCCCCUGCCGCCCGCGAGGGAUCGCCAGUGGACCCUCAUGGACCUGCUGUGCAGGACCGUCGACCGCGCGCUAUGCACAUACAGUUCGGUGAUUUGGCACUUGGUUCAGACUCCUCAUCCAAGGGUCCAGAGUCGACACCCCGGUCUAGCAUCCGAUCGACCCUCUCAACAGUUCUCAUCAACCUCCCGUUUGCCUACUUGAAGCCUGCUCUCGAGUCGAGCGGCUACGGCAAUGUCAAUGGAUGGGCCAGCAUCGAGGCGCGGCACCAGAUCAUGCGAGAGGUUGUCAACGAGCGAGAAGCAAGACGACUCAAGGCUAUUGAUGCGGUCAGAAGUGGUGCGGUGCCGCAUGCCGAAACAGUCUUCUACGGCCUGCAGAGCGCCGAGCCUCGCCAGAGCGAGGAGUGGCAUGGUCUGGGCUGGCGCGAGGACGUGGUCUCGUACGUCAAUGGCGACGCGCCAUCUCUCGGCCGGCAGUGGGCGCCGCUGAUGGCGCAACCGAACGGCGUCGACCAUGCGGAGAAGGCGAGUCGCCCGGCCUAUCCUUGA